Ictalurus furcatus (blue catfish) is the source of this 2030-nucleotide messenger RNA. RefSeq names its product copper chaperone for superoxide dismutase. Bases 263 to 1072 code for a protein of 269 amino acids. Gene Ontology annotation, biological process: removal of superoxide radicals. The transcript has 8 exons. The record is from RefSeq and is a predicted model, not a curated record. Lineage: Eukaryota; Metazoa; Chordata; Actinopteri; Siluriformes; Ictaluridae. Gene Ontology annotation, molecular function: copper ion binding.
CAGAAGAGACUCACAGGGACCAUUACAGUUUCCAUUAAAACCAUUACAAAUUCUAUGAGGAAGUCUAUUGGGUUUUUAUUUUCAGUUUACACGUUUAGGGGGACUUUUAUUGAGUUGGGUUUUUUUUUUUAAACUUCCUCGUGCAGUAAGACUCAUAUUUUGAAAAGCGGAAGUCUGUGUGUUGUUUUGUCUCGGUUCAGUUGUUCAUUGCUUCACAGCAGAAGUGUGUCAGUGUGUGUGUGAGAGAGAGAGAUCUGUUGCAAUGGAAACAAAUCGAGCUGCUAAAUUGGAGUUUGCGGUGCAGAUGAGCUGCGAAAGCUGCGUACGGGCCGUUAAAGGUGCACUCGAAAGACAGCCUGGCGUGCAGUCGGUGCAGGUGGACUUGGCUCGGGAGGAGGUUUUGGUCGAGACGUCACUUUCCACUCGAGAGGUUCAGGGACUGAUUGAGAGCACGGGCAGGAGAGCUGUACUGAAGGGGAUCGGGGGAUCAGAACCAGAUCUGGGCGUGGCCGUGGCUAUGCUGAGUGGGGCGGGGCCGGUGCAGGGCGUGGUCCGCUUCCUGCAGAUAUCCGAGGAUCGUUGUUUGAUUGACGGCACGAUCGACGGCUUAGAGCCCGGUGCUCACGGCCUUCACGUGCAUGAACUCGGAGACCUCACACAGGACUGCCUGAGUUGUGGUGAGCACUACAACCCGUUUGGGAAGCAGCAUGGAGGCCCACAGGACACAGAAAGGCAUGUUGGUGAUUUGGGAAACGUGCAGGUGGGAGCAGACGGCAGAGCCACGUUCAGACUGGAGGACUCGCAGCUGAAGGUGUGGGACGUGAUUGGUCGAUCGCUGGUGGUGGAUUCAGGAGAAGAUGAUCUGGGAAGAGGAAAUCACCCUCUGUCCAGACUAACAGGAAACUCGGGCGAGAGGCUGGCGUGUGGGAUCAUUGCUCGUUCUGCAGGACUCUUUCAGAACCCCAAACAGAUCUGCGCGUGCGAUGGAGUCACUCUGUGGGAGGAGAGAGAUCGUCCAAUAGCAGGCAAAGGACGCAAAAAAGUCGCAGACACACCAGCUGCCAAUUUAUGACCACGUGACCGCUCCUUGUACUAAUGAUACGUGAUAACAGAUUGCACUUAACCGAGAAGAGACUCUGAUAAGACCAAAGAGCUUGUUGAUGACUAAUCAGUACCUUUUAAACUUCCAUGCAAGCGUGCUACUGGUGGUUUCUGUUUACUACCACAGCCAUGCACGUUCGAAUUCAUAUAAAACUGGUGUGCAGAAAAAGAGCUACAUCUGUCUCUGCAGUUACUAUGCACUGAACUCUGCCCAUUAAAACACAAAGCCUUCUCACAGCCGUAAGGGAAUACGCCCGCUGUUUUCAAUUUCAUCUUUAUUUACGUCCGUAGCGUACGUGGGAUUACCUCAGACAUGGGUUUGGACACAUUUCCCAAAGAAAAGAACUGAAAAACUGUUCACUUCAAACACACUUAAGAGAGUCUAAACACAGUUGUUGUAUUCCAGCAAUAGACAUUUUAAUAUGUGGGGCUUUAUAGCACUAUAGGAACUAAGAGUCCAACGAGAGACAGACAUUUAUAUCAGAGUUUUAUCUCUACGGACCAAAGCAGCUUACUACUUUUCAUAACAUUUUCUGGGUUCCAUGCGCCAUCAGCCCAGAUAUGACUCGUUAUUAUAUCACAUAAACACAAAGAAGCAUGAAUUCUUCCUAUUUUUCCAGGUUUUUAUUAUUAGAGAUAGGUUUACAAAUACCUUUGACAAGAAUUCAUCAAGAAACCUUCUUGAUAAAUGUUUAUUAGUGGAAUUCAAUAACUGCCUUUCCAUGAUAACUGAGGGUGCGUCUCAAUCAGCUCUCUAGUUCAGUAGUCAGGGCGCUGAUCAGGGAGUCGGCCAUUUUAAGUCGUUCUGUCUCAAUCCCAAAAUCCAUCCAAUGCACUGGAACGUUUGCUCCCUAAAAAAAUCCCACAAUGCACCGCAAAAACCAGGGAGCAUCGAUGCUCACUAUGUUCUCUUAUUGUAAAUGACGUCA